This is a messenger RNA of Glycine soja, 3076 nucleotides long. RefSeq lists its product as uncharacterized. Bases 180 to 1631 code for a protein of 483 amino acids. NCBI's taxonomy places the organism in Eukaryota, Viridiplantae, Streptophyta, Magnoliopsida, Fabales, Fabaceae. The record is from RefSeq and is a predicted model, not a curated record. The transcript is spliced from 5 exons.
AAAGUAAUGUAAUUUCGCAAUAUUUGCUGCGUUGAAAACGCCAAUUGAAUUCGGAAACAGCGAAACGCUGAAGCGAUGUUCAUUUUCUGCGCGUUUUGAAAUUUGAAUGACGCAACCCGCAAAACCCUAAACCCUUUCUCUCUCUGCAUGAGCACAGAAGAGCAACGUAAAUCACAUAGAUGAGGAAGAAGCUUCUGAUCGAAACCACUAAAGGCCUCUCCUUUUGCUCCAAUCGCAACUUCACUCCCAAACCCAACCACUGUAACUUUCUUCCCUCUCAUUAUCUUCUUCCUUUGUUGUGUUUCUCAAAUCGCCUCUAUUCAGUAUCCUAUGAGGUAUGCUUUUCUGUUGAUCCAUUGAAAGUCCAGCAGUGUGGAUGGUCACACGCUGCUUCUGUCCCUUCUGAGGAACCGGAAGCCCCAAAAGGUCAAAAAAGGGUUCCAAGACAUGAAAGGAGAGCUAUGGUGGAGUCUUUUGUGAACAAUUAUAGAGCAGAGAAUGCUGGGAAAUUCCCAAGAAUAUCAGAUACCCAGAAACAAGUUGGUGGCAGUUAUUAUGUUAUCCGGGAAAUCAUUCAGGAGCUAGAAUAUAAAUCUAAAAUGAAUUCUUCAAACAGUGUGAAGAAGAUUUUUGUGGAAAAGCAAUUUGAUGAGAGUAAACUACUUACCACUGAAUCUGUGAAUGUUUCGUCCGGUAAUAUUGAGAUUGCAAAUGAAAGCUCUGUCCAAGAUGAUUCUCAAUCAGUAGUUUUAGAUGACAAGGAGAGUGUUAACACUGUAUAUGAGCAUCUUGAAGAAAAGAGAGGGCCACAGACUUCCUAUUUGGAGAGGAGGUUGUCUGACGAGGUUGAAAUUAUGUCUACACCAAGUAAUCAUUGUAUUGCACCUGAAAGUAAUACAGUGGAAAAGUUUUCUAAGGAGCCUUGCCCAUCAAGUCUCGAUAUGCCAAAUGAUAUUAAGACUGAGGAAGUUGUCUCUACUUAUUCUGAUUCUUUUGCACCUGAACAUUCUCAAGAGGAAAGAAAACAUUCUCCUUUAUUUAGUGAAAAUGAUGGUACUGGUUAUGACAAAGCUCAGGGUCAUGAAUAUGAUUUUGUUCAUAUGGAAAAUCAUCAAAAUGUGGAGAAAAAAUGCAUUAAGAAAGCAGAUUGUGAGAGAAGGGAGCAACCUGACUUGGAAGACCUGUCUAGAGAGCUUUUGCAUUCAAGUCUCCUGGAGCCAAAUGAUGUGAAGAGUCGGGAAGCUGUAUCUAAUUCUUCUGAUUCGGUUACUCAAGAAAGGCACCCACUUAAAGAAGAAAUAGACCAAUUUUCUGCUUCUUUUAUUGAAAAAUCUGUAAGUAGUUGCAGCGAAGGUCAGAGCCAUGAUUCCAAGUUUGUUGAUAUGGAAAAGCAUUCAGCAUUUGUGAAGAAGAGCUUUGAGAAAAGAUACAAGAGAAAUGACCAAGAUGCUGUGGAUAGUUUAAAGCAUAAAAUAGAGCAAUCUCAAAGGUCUUUAGAGUAUGAUGAAUCCAAAAUGAACAGCUCUAAUAAAAGGGAGACCAGUGUUGUAGUGGGUUCACAGAAAUCAACUUUGUGGGGAAAUCUGAAGUCAUUUGCCACUGGCAUCAUAAAUAUAUGGAAAAAAUCUUGAAGGUUUAUGAAGGUGUAUGGUGCAACUUUUAAGAACCUCAAUGUUACUUUGCAUCACAAACAGAUGGUAUGUAUAUGAUUCAUGAUGUUCCUUGCUCUUUUUGGCCUGCCAUUAGCUGGCAUGUUCCUGCAAAUUCUAUUCUCUUGCUAUCCUUCAACAUUUCCAGAGAGGUUUUGCUGCCAAGUUUCUUCUAUGAUCCAGCUGGCUGCUCAUUUUAAAUGUAAGGCAUUUGCACAUGAGUUUCUAGCUCCUCUAUUCCAUUGGCCCCAUCUAGGGGGAAAUCAGUACUUCAAUUCCCAAUCCAGUAAGUUAGCUUCCCAAUGCAAAUGAGUUUCAUUAUGUUGUGAACAAAAGGAAACAAAAUGCAUGAUUUUGCAAUUUACUCCCAUACUCAAAUUGUGCUUAUGGAUUGUAUGUUCAUAUAUGAAUUUGAGGAGCAGAGUGGAAGGAUGAAAGGGUGCAAAAGAUGUGGAGGCUUUUGCAUUUUUGGAUAGCAUUCGAAGAAUAACCAACUUGAGAAUGAUUGGUUUUCAAAGACUGCAGUUUUUUCUCAUGCAUAAUAAGACUCGGAAGUUGAGGAAAUUGGUAGGGUUUUUGAAAUUAUACUUUUUACUUCCAUCAUUAAAUAUACUCAUUACCCUCCAUCCAAAUUACGUGCUUAAUUUUGUCCUGACUUGCAAAGCAUUAGCAUUGAGCACCAAUUGUUGUUCUCCGCUAUUUGAACUACUUUGAUAUCUGGCAAACCCAGUGUCCAGGUUAUAAAUGACAUGUAAAGCUAUGCAUGGUUUAAUAUAUGAUAUGUUAUAAAAUAAUGUUAUAUAAUAUAAAAUAAUUUUUUCCAUGCUAUCUGCUAGAGAGAACAACAUUUCAGGUUACAUGUAAAGGUGAGUAUUGUUUGAUUAGCUCUCUGCCAUCCCUUAUACACAUGAAAUGACAGUUCAAUAAAACUUAGUUCUGCAACUGUGUAGUAGUAUUCAUUAUUUAUUAAUAGCUAUGGGGUUUUUUUAUGCAACAUGUUAUUUUUCUAUGUAAUUAUAGCGUUGGGAUUUGAGUAAGGAUAAUGUGAUGCAACAUGGUAUGUUUACGAAGAAAUUUUUGCUGCAUUGAUAUAUCUAGUUUGCAACAUUACCUUAGAAAGGCAAUGAUUAAUGUACUCACGAGGUACCAAAUCUAAAUUAAAUUAAUCUAAUGAAAUGGAGACAUUGGAGGGUAGUGGAGCAUGUGGAAAAGGUUCCAUAUGGCUUAUCUUGGUGUCGCAAUGUAGGGAUGCAAGUUGCAAAGUUCCCAUAUGGUUUAUAUUUGAUGUCACAAUGACGGCUUGCAAGUUGCACCAUAUUUUGUCUCUAAAGUAAGUAAUUAAAUAUGUAUCAAUUAUUAAUUUAAUUUAAAUUAUUUUUUAAUUUGAAUUUUACUAAAAUUUAGGGAUUGAUACACUUCUACUUGAA